Daphnia pulicaria is the source of this 4031-nucleotide messenger RNA. RefSeq names its product regulator of nonsense transcripts 2-like (gene Upf2). NCBI's taxonomy places the organism in Eukaryota, Metazoa, Arthropoda, Branchiopoda, Diplostraca, Daphniidae. Gene Ontology annotation, cellular component: exon-exon junction complex; cytoplasm. The transcript is spliced from 16 exons. The record is from RefSeq and is a predicted model, not a curated record. The coding region runs from base 136 to 3732 and encodes 1198 amino acids. Gene Ontology annotation, molecular function: RNA binding; protein binding. Gene Ontology annotation, biological process: nuclear-transcribed mRNA catabolic process, nonsense-mediated decay.
AACACAAAUAUUUGUCUGCUUGAGUCGAAGAUAGCGAUUUUGUUUUUUUUUCCUCGGUUACUACGUUAAACAAAACAUAUCGGUUCUCCAUACGAAAAUUAAUUUCCAGUUGGUUGAAUAUUUUUUUAUUUAAAAAUGGAAUCUACCUCUGAGCUACCUGAUGACUGUUCUCUUGUAUUGGAUGAAGAGGAGAAAGAAUUCUUAGCCUUGAAAAAUUUCAAAGAAGCAAUAGCGGAAAUUGAGGGACAUUUUACUCACAAAGCAAAGCUUCGUAGUAGGAUUCAUGCAACAAUUCAAAAUCGUCCAGAAGAAUCCCAUUUUUCGAAAUUAGAUUCAAGCAUUAAAAAGAACACAGCAUUCGUUAGAAAGCUCAAGAACUUUACAGAAGCCCAAAAAGAAAGCAUUUUGAAGGACAUCAACACACUGAACCUGACCAAAUACAUCAGUGAAGUUGCCAAUGCAAUUGUUGAAGCAAAAUUAAAAAUGACAGAUAUCGCCAGCAUUCUGCAAGUGUGUGUUGUCCUUCACGAGAAAUAUGUUGACUUUGCCCCCCAAAUUCUAGAAGCAUGGCAAAAAGUUCUUUCCUUGAAGAAAGAUGAAAAGAUUUCAAAUCCAAGUAAGAUGAGAGUCGAUGUCCGAUUCUAUGCGGAUUUGAUAUCGUGCGGAGUUUUGACCCCUAAAGAAGGUCUUCCUUUACUCGGUAGUUUUCUUACCAAUUUGAUUCAUGGCGACAAGGAAGAACAUAACAGCGCCACCAUCAUUCUUGCUUUCUGCAAGUUUUGUGGGGAGGACUACGCAGGUCUCGUUUCUCAAAAAUUGCUGAACGAUGCUGAACGCUUCAAAAUAGCUAUUCCAACGAGCAACUGGCUUCCAGCUGACAAACGCCAAAAUGUUAGAAACCUCCUGCGUGAAUAUUAUACGUCUCUCUGUAAACAUCUUACUCAGGAUCACAAAGAACUUCAAAACUUCGAGAGACAAAAUCGGCGGAUCUUACAAACGAAAGGAGAAUUAAGCAACGAAAGAAAAGAAAAGCAGGAGAUUUUGAAUCAAAGUUUUACAAAACUUUUGAACAUGACCCAACAAUUUGCUGACAUCUUGGCUGAGGAGUUACCCGAGCUUCGACAAGAUCUAAGUCCCAGAGACGAAGAGUGUUCUGUGCUGGAGCUGUGCGAGAACAUGUCAGAUCAGGCACGCGAAACUCUAAAUGAACUUCUGUGGGAGAACGAAGAAGGGCGACAGUUCUACGAAAGUCUUCCUAAUCUGAGCGUUUAUCUCCCAAACUUGAUUCCCAAAGUCACCGCAGAAACUCUGCCUCCUCCCGAUCCAGUCGAACAGAUGAUUGAUAUCGAAAAAGAAGCGAAAGAAAUAGAAGAAGGCGAGCAAGUCAAAGAUGAAGGCGAUGAAGAUAUCAAACCUGCCGAGUUAGAAGAUGAAAAAGAGGAUGCAGAUGUUCCAGUCAGUCUUCAAUCAAAUAAAGUGCUACUGGAUAGUUUUCUUACCACUCUGACAGCUUGCGUCAAUCGUGAAAUGAUCGACUCAGCUGCCAUUGAGUUUUCUACAAAUCUAAACACAAAACACAAUCGCAAGAAACUCGUUAGGGCUCUAUUUACUGUACAGCGAACUCGAUUGGAUCUCUUGCCAUUCUACUCUCGACUGGUGGCCACUUUGCAUCCGUAUAUCCCUGAAGUUGCGACAGAUUUGUGUAACUUCCUCAGACAAGACUUCAAAUAUCAUGUUCGGAAAAAGGAUCAAAUAAAUAUCGAGACCAAGGUGAAAAUUGUUCGUUUCAUAGGCGAGCUAACAAAAUUUGGCAUGUACCCAUGCGCAGAUGCAUUGCAAUGUUUUAAACAGCUUUUGCUAAACUUUGCCCAUCAUUACAUUGAAAUGACGUGCCAUCUGCUUGAGACGUGCGGAAGAUUCCUGCUUCACCAGCCAGAUUCCCACCAACGCACAAAAGUCUACUUGGAUCAAAUGAUGCGAAAGAAAUCGAUGUUGGCGUCAGACUCGCGCUAUCUGACGAUGAUUGAGAAUGCCUACUACCAAGUCGUUCCCGUGGAUAGCAGUGCUAGGAGUAGUCACAUCAAAAUCCGUCCUCCGCUCCAUCAAUACAUCCGCCAACUUCUUUUUGUCGAGCUUGGAAACAAAGGAUCUACAAAUAAGAUCCUCAAACAACUUAGAAAGCUCAACUGGAAAGAUCCUGAAGUAGCAUCUUAUGCUGUUCGCUGUUUAACUUCAGCGUGGAAGGUCAAGUUUCCUAACAUUCGUACAUUAGCUGGGGUCGUGGCCGAGUUGACACUCUAUCAGGAAUUCGUUGGUCACCGGAUAGUCGAUGCCGUUUUGGAGGAUAUAAGAUGGAGUUUAGAGUUUCCCAUAUCGAAAUUCAAUCAAAGGCGCGUGAGCAUGGCAAAAUACUUGGCCGAGCUCUACAACUACCGCAUGGUUGAAUCAUCGGUCGUCUUCAAAGUUCUGUACACUUGCAUCACGUUCGCAGUCAGUUUCGAUUAUAAUAUCGAAUCCGAUUUGGAUCAGCCAGAUAACCUUAUGCGGUUACGAUUAGUCUUGACCAUCCUUGACACAUGCGGAGUCUUUUUCAGUUCGGGAUUGUCUAAAAAACGGUUGGACUAUUACCUGGUUUAUCUGCAGUACUACUAUUUGUUCAAAAGAUCUUUGCCGAUCUGGACCGAUGACAAUCCAUUUCCAGUAGCAAUUGAUUUUGGCAUUAAGGACAUGCUGUUGACCCUGCGUCCGAAAUUGAAAGCUUAUAAAACCCUGCAAGAAGCUGCCGAUGCAGUGGAAAAUCUGGAGAAGGAACUGAUGAAUAAACUUUCACAAGCUAUGCCAGAAUUGCAGAUGGACGUGGUACUUGCCGAUGAUACCUUGGCCUGCAUCGAAGAAGAGGAUAUGGAGGAAGGCGAAGAAAUGCGGGAAGUGGACGACGACUCUAUCAAUGAUGAGCAAUCGCUUUCUCGUUCCAUGUCUCAAAUGACCACACGUGGUGAAACCACCCAACCGGACGAAGACACGCACAACGUCGAAGCAAGUCGAAUUUGUAAUGCUAGAAAAUGGUUGGAUGCUAAUAUGAGUCAUUUGUUACAGGACGACCGCUGUGUGGUAACAGCACCUCGGAAAGCGCUUUGUCCCGAAGAUGACGAUUUCAUGGCCGCUCUAGAUCGUAUGGUGGCCGAGAACAUUCACGAUGCAUACACUCGCGGCAAGGAAGUCAGCAAACCACCUGCCGUCGAUAUUGCCAUCCCUUGGCAGGUUAAGGCAUCGCUCAAAAGACCUGAUGGAUCGGAUAAAAAUUUUCUGGGCGAUUCCAUUGGAGGUGAAUUGGGAGGUGCCUUGGCAGUUGCUGAAGCUUCUUCCGCCUGUGCCGCCAUCGCUUCGUCUCCUCCUUCAGCAGUCCAUGACAAUCCUACGGUGAAUUUCUUCCUAAUGACGCGUAAAGGCAAUAAGCCACAGUUCAAGAAUCUGGCAGUGCCUUCGGACUCUGAACUUGCACAGAACCUACGGAAUCGAGAAGAGGCCGAAAAAGCGGAGAAGGAACGUGUGAAAAAGUUGACACUGGAUUUCAAUGAACGCCAGGAAGAAGAAGAGUUUCAGGAUUUGUACGGCGGAGUAAAUCGUCCAGCUGUUCACAACGUCAAUCGCGAUCGCCGAGGUCGUUUCCAGCAUCCCAAAGGCGUUCCGGACGCUGAGCUCAUAUUUGGAGGAGCGAGAAAGAAUCGGUGAAAUGAUUCAGCCGUCCCCCAGGGGCGAUGUUCAGAGUUUUGAUUAGUUUUUUUGAGCAAAUAAGUAAAAUGAAAAGGGAUCCAGAAAUAUCACGGAACAAUCCACGGGUUGCGGAAGCGAUGUACGACGAGACAUAGGUUUAUUUUACGUCAUAAUUGACGUCGUAUUUUCCCUGCAUACGUGUCUCUUCCUUGCUGUUUCGCCAGCCGUAAACAAUGUAAACAGAUAAACCUGACAGAAAUGAAGCAAGCAAAUAAUUACUGUUUAAGUUCAAUACAAGAAUUGUUUUUUUUUUCUUU